Messenger RNA from Dentiscutata erythropus, 537 nucleotides. The record is from the annotation of a GenBank genome assembly. NCBI's taxonomy places the organism in Eukaryota, Fungi, Glomeromycota, Glomeromycetes, Diversisporales, Gigasporaceae.
AUGCACAACAAAUUACAGCAUUGUGCUCACACAAUUAUUGCCGCUGCAAAUUGCACUCAAUGUAAUGCAAAUGAAGUUGAAGAAUCAACCAUAAUAAAUUGCUGGAGAAAAACAGGAAUCCUUCCAUUAUUAUUGGAUACUGAGAUUGAGGAUGCUACUUUUGCUGUUCAAGAUUUUACAGAUAUAGAAAAAGAUAACGUAGAUGAAUUAAUUAUAGACCUAACUACAAAUUUGUCAGAUCCUACAAUUGAACAUCAGCUAAAUGAAUUUAACAAUGUAAAUAAUUCUCAAAUAUUCACUAAAGAUGUUCUAGAUAAAGAGCAGAUUGUUAACAUUGUCUUGGAUGAGCAAUGGGAACUUGAAGAAGGUAAUACAAGUGAUAGUGAUGAGGAACCACCUGAAAUUCCUGUUACUGAAGGUUUAAAUGGCCUAAAAAAAAUCAUUAGUUUUGUUGAGCAACAAAAAAGUUGCGAUUUUAAUGCAGAGGACCUGAAAGUUUUUCGAAAAUACUUAACACUAAUAAAAAAAAUAUGUUGA